Molecule: messenger RNA, 5158 nt
Organism: Drosophila serrata
Lineage: Eukaryota; Metazoa; Arthropoda; Insecta; Diptera; Drosophilidae
Product: Lipophorin receptor 1
Biological process (GO): receptor-mediated endocytosis
Cellular component (GO): apical plasma membrane; plasma membrane; signaling receptor complex
Molecular function (GO): protein binding; hormone binding; calcium ion binding
Source: RefSeq, a predicted model, not a curated record
CCCACGGAAAGUGCUUGCACACUACAAAAAUAUAUAAAAAAAAAGAUAAAAUGCAAAAAUCCAAAUGGACUUAUCAAGGACUAAAACAACAUACUUGAAUUUUGCUAGUGCAAAUAAUAACAAACAUAGAAGACAGACGAAAUUCUAAGAAGACCUACCUCAAAUGCGGAGUAGACCAAGCUAAGAUGCGAUCGAAAGGCAUUUGGCAUAAGACCCUUUAAACAAAAAUUACAUAUCAUCACUUGACACAUAUAACUUUGUACUGGACUGUAGUGAUUGUAUUCCUGGAAGUGUUAUUACUAAAAACAAAUGCAUAUAUUUCCCAUUAAGUCUACAUAGUUUUUCUAUUUAAACAAUGUACUUAAAGUACACUUUAGAUCAUUGUAGGAGAGAAUACAAACUGCAAGGCUAUAAUAUAUACUUUCUCCAAAGUAAAGGAUACACUUUAGAAUUAAUCAAGAUUUAGGUAGUAAAGUAGAGACCAGAAAUAUUUAGUAACUUCUCCAAUCGGUUUGAUUUGUCAUCCCAAAUUAGCGAUUACAGUCACAGGCACUUGGCGAAUAAACAACGCCGAUUAUUAUCUGCGCUUUCAAAAUGCAGCUAUCAAUUGAGCCCAUCAUCGAUAGAUGAGGCCCUUGACGUCUGCCAAAAACACAAAAGACAAACCUCUGAAUAUAUGUCUAUAUAUAUUUGUAUAUAUAUAUGCAUAUAAAUGUCCGAUUUCCCGUCUCUUGAACACACGACACGGGUCGGCUGCAGGGCGAUAAAAUGCAGUGUCAGUUGAAGUGCUUGAUUAGGCGAUUUGCGAGCAGCUCUUUGCCUGCAAUUAGAAACGGCAACCGCAAACACUGUCAAAUAAUCGGAAAGUCAGGGGCGUCUGAUGGUAAGAGGGGGUUCUUGCUGUCAUUCACAAACCCCAUGGGGGUGGUGCUUGAAAAAUGAUUUACACGCGCAAAAUCAUAAAUUAUGCCCAUUAUCGAGUGGCGGCACCGGAAGCAACGACAAAUGCAGAUGACAUGCUGCCAACGAUUGCAGCAGCGAUGAUUGGGAGAGUUUGAUUGCAAGUUUGAUUGAGAUUUUCGGAUUGGCAUUGGUGUAUUGAUGAUAUCGAUGGGAUGUUGGCCAAGACAAGGCUUUAUGAACCCAAACCCAUUGCCUGUGCUUUUUCGAGCGACUCUUAUCAGUCCAGUUAACGUCAUUCAAUCCCAUCCAAUGAGAAAUCCCAACCACUUCCAAUUCCAAUUCAAUUUCGAAUUUCACAUUUUCAAUCACACACCGGCACACACACCUGGUGUUUGAUUGAAAGCAGCGACACUUUCAAUGCUAAUGAGCCACAAUUCCGUUACCCAUAACCGCAGGCGAUUCAGUUCGCGUCGGUCUUCGUUGGGCAUCGCACGGUUAAACGCUGCCGGGUCUCAAGAAAUUUAAAAUACUAAAGUUUAACACCUGGAAUAUAUACAUACCUGGUGCCCAUGCCAAGCGUUGCGAUUAUCGUACGAUUCUACGUCCGGUUCUGUCCGAUUUUGUCUGGCCUUAAUUAAAAAUAUCGUUUUUUGCGCACUGAUAAACGCGGUGGCAACGCAAAAGGGAAGUCGCGUGCUCAAGAUACAAUCGGAUAUAUAUUAUAUAUAUAUCUUUUUUGGCCAAUACAAUGCGUAAAAGUGAUAUUUUUAAUGGCUUCAACCUGCUGAUCCUGUUUGUGGUCUCUUUGGCAUUGUCCUGCGGUUCAGGCCAAGCCCUGGAAGCCAAAUGCGAUGAGAAGCAGUUUCAGUGCCACAGCGGUGACUGUAUACCCAUUCGAUUUGUGUGCGAUGGCGAUGCGGACUGCAAGGAUCACAGUGACGAACAGGUCAAGGAGUGUAAAUUUAUAGAGGCCACCUGCUCAACGGACCAAUUUAGAUGCGGCAAUGGCAAUUGCAUACCAAAUAAAUGGCGCUGCGAUCAAGAGCACGAUUGUGCCGAUGGUUCCGAUGAAACCCCCGAAUUGUGCAGAGCCCGCACCUGUUCGCCGGAUGAAUAUGUCUGCAAAAGUGGAGAGGGACAGUGUGUUCCUUUGGCCUGGAUGUGUGAUCAGAGCAAGGACUGCAGCGAUGGCUCCGAUGAGCACAACUGCAACCAAACCUGUCGCUCCGAUGAGUUCACCUGCGGCAAUGGACGUUGCAUCCAGAAGCGUUGGAAGUGCGAUCAUGACGAUGACUGCGGCGAUGGUUCCGAUGAGAAGGAGUGCCCGGUGGUGCCCUGUGACCAGGUGGCGGAGCACACCUGCACCAACGGGGCCUGCAUUGCCAAGCGGUGGGUCUGCGAUGGAGAUCCGGACUGUUCCGAUGGCUCCGAUGAGCGGGCCUGUGCAAAUGUCACCAAAACCGCUACACCCUGCUUGCCGCAUGAGUAUCAGUGCAAGGACCGCAUCACCUGUUUGCAUCACAGUUGGCUCUGCGAUGGUGACCGGGAUUGUCCUGAUGGCGAUGAUGAGCACACCGCCAAUUGCAAGAAUGUAACCUGUCGAGCGGAUCAGUUCCAGUGCGGAGAUCGCAGCUGCAUUCCAGGACAUCUCACCUGCAAUGGGGACAAGGACUGUGCCGAUGGCAGUGAUGAGCGUGACUGCGGUCUGAGUUUGAGUCUGGGAUCGGAGCAGGGAGCCUGCAACACCACCAGUGAGUUCGAUUGCGGCGGUGGUCAGUGUAUCCCCCUUUCCAAAGUCUGCGAUAAGCGAAAGGAUUGUGCCGAUGGCGAGGAUGAGCCGGCAGGGAAGUGUGGUGUCAAUGAGUGUGCCUCAAAGAAUGGCGGUUGCAUGCACCACUGUGUGGAUCUGAUGGUGGGUCACCGUUGCGAGUGCCACGAGGGUUACACGUUGUCUGCGGAUAAGAGGAAUUGCCAGGACAUCAAUGAGUGCGACACUCCAGGAAAGUGCUCACAGAUAUGCGUCAACGAAAUUGGUGGAUUCAAGUGCGAGUGCGAAGCGGGUUACAUGAGAGAUCCCCGGAAUCACACCAGAUGCAAGGCCAGCGAGGGUCAUGCCUCAUUACUCUUGGCCAGGCGUCAUGAUAUCCGAAAGAUAGCUCUGGAUCACAUGGAAAUGACCUCAAUUGUGAAUAGUACAAAGGCAGCCACAGCUUUGGAUUUUGUCUUCCGCACGGGAAUGAUCUUCUGGAGCGAUGUGACCACACAGAGCAUCUACAAGGCACCUAUAGACGAGGGUAGCGAGAAGACUGUGGUGCUGAAGCAAUCUUCGGUUACCUCGGAUGGUCUGGCAGUGGAUUGGAUUUACAAUCAUGUCUACUACACAGACACCCACAAGUGCACCAUCGAACUAACCAAUUUCGAGGGCAGCAUGGGCAAGGUGCUGGUGGAGGACUCUCUGGACAUUCCGCGUUCCAUUGCCCUGGAUCCCAUUGAGGGUUGGAUGUACUGGUCCGACUGGGGUGCCUCGCCGCGCAUCGAGAGGGCAGGCAUGGAUGGCUCCCAUCGCACCACCAUUAUUAGCUACGAUGUCAAGUGGCCCAAUGGUAUUACCUUGGAUUUGGUGAGGAAGCGACUGUACUGGGUGGAUGGCAAGCUGAACAUUAUAUCGUCGGCAAAUUAUGAUGGCUCCCAGCGGCGUCAGGUGCUCUACUCCGGCGAAUACCUGCGACAUCCCUUCUCCAUUACCACAUUCGAGGAUUAUGUCUACUGGACCGACUGGGACAAGCAGGCAGUCUUCAAGGCGAAUAAAUUCACAGGGGAAGAUGUUGAGCCUGUGACAGCAGUGCAUAUGCUCCAGCAUCCCAUGGUGGUGCACGUUUACCAUCCGUACCGUCAGCCCGAUGGCGUUAACCACUGUCAGUCGGUCAAUGGUCAUUGCUCCCAUCUCUGCCUGCCAGCACCGAGGAUUAACGAGCGGAGUCCUCGCAUAUCCUGCGCCUGCCCCACGGGCCUGAAGCUGAUGGCCGAUGGCCUCAUGUGCGUCGAGGACCAUCUUUAUGUGGCUCCCAGCACGAUACCCCCACGAGCCCGCAAAACGAAACCGAAACCAAAGUUUCCUGGGCGGAGAUUGCCCACCGGUGUAAAGGUGGGACAUGGUGACCAUCGGAUAGGAGUAAAAGAUGAUCUCAGGCUGACCACAAGGUUGCCCCUCUUGGCGGCGGGCAUUUUCGUUGCCGACCAGCGUCCAGUGAAAAAUCAAACCCAAAUCGAACAAACCACAGCUCCCAGUCCGCAGCCGGAUUCUGGCUUCAUAGCGCUGGUGGUUAUAGCCAGUCUCAGUGGUUUUGCAGUCCUGCUAUCGGUGCUCCUGCUCAUUGGCUAUCGCUACUGCAGCAAGCGACGCAUCAAUUCGAUGAACUUUGAGAAUCCCAUCUACCGGAAGACAACCACCACAGAGGAUCACUUCAGUUUGCGCAAGAAUCUGCCGGCAAGGAUCUACGAUCAUACCAGUGUUAUGGAUGAGGAGUACUCACCCGUCAUUGGCAUAUCCUCGUAUUAGUUUGAUACCCAUUUUAUUCGGCAUCAUCGUGUGUCAUGCAAAUAGGAUGAUUCUUUCGCUUGGUCCUUGGGAAAGAUGAAAGACCAAAGUUGACACGAGACCCGCGGCUUAAAAACAACAACAACAACACGCCUGAAGACUGAGCAACUCUGUGUAUUGUGUAAAUUAAUUAUUUUAAAAUUUUAAGGCACGGCAAGGACAAGGCGGGUCACUUAGGGGGGCGCAUCCUCAAAGGAUGCUGUACAAAAUACUAUGUCGCAGAGUUCUAUCACAAAACAAAAACAAAACAAAAAGAGAGAAAUUAGUAACGAGAAACGUAAAACAAAUGGAGAUGUUUAAGAGAAAUUUAAUUGCUAAUUAUAAAUUACAUAGUUCCAAACUGUAUAUAGCUGUAAGUGUGCAUUAUUUUUAAAUGAAGCGAAUUAACUAUAACUAUACGUAUAUAUGUAUGACAAGAACAACAAAAACGAAACCAAGGAUCAUAAUGAUUAUGGUCUACUAUUAGAGCAAGUUGAGAAAUUAUAUUUCUGUUGAUGUGAAAACAGAAUCGUUUUAUUAUAUAUUACCAUUAUUACUACAUACGUAUUAGCCUUUUGUUAACUGUAUUUGUUAAGUGUACAUACAUAUGUAUAUGUUUUCCCACUAAAAGAUACAUGAUUAAUAAUAAUAAACUCAAAUAUACUUAUGUGUAGUGUA